Messenger RNA from Necator americanus (New World hookworm), 2601 nucleotides. RefSeq lists its product as uncharacterized. NCBI's taxonomy places the organism in Eukaryota, Metazoa, Nematoda, Chromadorea, Rhabditida, Ancylostomatidae. The record is from RefSeq and is a predicted model, not a curated record. Gene Ontology annotation, molecular function: catalytic activity. The transcript has a single exon. The coding region runs from base 1 to 2601 and encodes 866 amino acids.
AUGGCGACCGGUGAGAGGCGAUCAAAUCUCAGGUUGCUCAGGACGUCAUUGAUUCUGGACCAAGGCGACACACGCGCGACUCGCCAUGGAGACUGUCUCAGACUGUGUACUUACAACGCGAGAACAGUUUCCACAGACGCCGACCUGCAUGCCCUUCUCGGAGCUGCAGAGCGUAUCAAAUUUCACGUGAUUGCUCUGCAGGAGACCAAGUGCAGAAGGAGCGACGUACGACAGAUGAAUGACGGUACACUCGUCAUUCGUGGAGAGAAGGUUCCGUCGCGAAAUGUAGGCGGUGUUGGUUUUGUUGUGCACCCAUCUGUCGUCCAUCUCGUCGAUUCUCACGAGAUCCUGUCACCUCGUCUGGCCAUUCUUCGCCUCCGCCCUCUGCGCCAAAAAUCCAUCAGUAUCAUCAACUGCUAUUCACCAACAUCAGCAGCUGAUGAUUCCGAAUUGGUUUACGAGGCGUUUUACGAGGAGCUGGAGGAAGUAGUCCGCAACGAGAAAUCCUUUUACAAAUUCGUUGUCGGAGACUUCAACGCAAAACUAGGAAAAGCCACAGAAGAGGAAUACAGGAUUGGAAGAUUUGGACUAGGGGACCGGAAUGAAAAUGGCAAUCGUCUCGCCGGGCUGUUGUCCGCCGCUCGCCUCUUUCAUGGGAACUCUCUUUUCAUGAAAAAAGAUCAUCGUCGGUGGACAUGGGAAUCGCCCAAUGGCGCGACUCGUGCGGAGAUCGACCACAUACUCACCAACCGGAGGUGGUGUCUACUUGACGUCUCAGUAGUACCAUCCUUUUGUAGUGGUUCUGAUCACCGUCUCCUUCGUGCGAAAAUACGACUCAGCCACACGAUGGAAAAGAACAUCUGCUAUCGGCAACGAAGGAGAAAAGAAGUCGUCUACGACGAUUGCGUACUCGAGGACUCCUUGUCCCAAGGUGACUGGCACAUCGAGGAGGACCCAAACGUGGACUACGAGAUGCUGCUCAGAGGAUUACGAGCCUGUGCUGAACGUGCCUCGAAGUCGCGCACGACAAACUUGGAUCGAAUUUCGAAGACCACCAAGGAAUUGUUAGGAAGAAGAGGGGUUUUGAGGCUUGAUCCGAAUGCAUCGCACAUUGAGCGGUUAGUAGCAAACACUAGCUGCAGAAAAGCGUUGCAGGAGGAUCUUUUGAAGUACAGGCAGAAGAAGAUUCUAGAAGCAGCACAAAGAAGAACGAGUCUAAAGAAGUGCCGCAGGGAUCUCCUCGAAUAUAAUAUUCCGCUAGCAACCUUGCUGAGCGAAGACGGGACUCGCACGUAUUCUCGUCGUGAGAUAGAAAUCAUUACGGAGAGGUUUUACUCGAACCUUUUCCGUUCAUCAACUCCUGUGUCAAGCCCAAUCAUCCCCACUGGCGAAGCUCCACCACGGAUUCUCCCUUCGGAAGUACGAGUCGCUAUCAAGAGCAUGAAACCUGGCACAGCCCCCGGACCUGAUUUUAUAUCAGCAGACUUUCUUCGGGUUGGUGGCCAUCCGCUUCAUGUAAUCUUAGCAGCGCAUAUGACAUCCUACCUUCAGAAAGAAAGGAUCCCAGACCAGUGGAAGACCUCGCGAACCGUUCUUAUCCAUAAGAAAGGUGACCGAGAGGACCUUCGGAACUACCGUCCGAUAUGCUUGCUGAGCGUGUUAUACAAAGUAUUCACCAAGAUCAUCCUCACCCGCAUAUCUAGGACGCUGGAUGAAGCCCAGCCUCAAGAACAAGCUGCAUUCCGCCAGGGGUUCAGCUGCUUGGACCACAUCCAGACCGUGUCGAGGGUCAUAGAGGUUUGCCGGGAAUACCGCCUGCCCCUUGUUCUAACCUUCGUCGACUAUGAGAAAACCUUUGACAGCGUAGAAACGAAUGCAAUACUGUCAGCGCUGGUCGAUCAAGGUGUGGACGCGUCGUAUGUGAGGACAUUAGCCAAUUGCUACGAACGAUGCACGACUAGGAUACAGCUUUUCCACCGCCCUCUCACCAUACCCAUUGGAAAGGGGGUACGACAAGGCGAUACUAUAUCGCCGAAGCUGUUCACGGCUGCAUUGCAAUGGAUAAUGAAAUCACUAUCCUGGGAAGAAAGGGGCAUACGUGUUGAUGGAAGAUUUCUUUCGAACCUUCGUUUCGCGGACGACAUCGUUCUCUUUUCGAGCAGUACCAAUGAAGCAGAAACGAUGCUCAACGAAUUGAACGAAGCAGGGAAGAGAAUAGGACUACGAAUAAACAGAAAGAAGACACAGUUCAUGAAGAACGCCCACUGCGAGGACGGAGGAGUACAACUUGAAGGCUCCCAAAUCGUGGAAACUCCGUCAUACGUAUACCUCGGACGUUCUAUGAACAUGGAAAACUACUUGAAGGAAGAACUGAAUAGAAGAUUGAGAGCAGCAUGGGGAGCAUUCGCAGCCGUCAGGGAAGCUACGGACCAACUGACGGACCAAGAUCUUCGUGCCCAUCUGUUCGACUCGACAGUGCUUCCAUCGCACUGUUACGCAGCGGAGACGUGGGCAGACACUGCUCCCACGUCUAGGAAGGACGGAGGAGCAGUGUCUGUCCCCUACUUACUACCCACAGAGCCCUUGAGAGAUGUCUCCUGA